Ipomoea nil (Japanese morning glory) is the source of this 2271-nucleotide messenger RNA. RefSeq names its product squamosa promoter-binding-like protein 12. Lineage: Eukaryota; Viridiplantae; Streptophyta; Magnoliopsida; Solanales; Convolvulaceae. Gene Ontology annotation, cellular component: nucleus. Gene Ontology annotation, molecular function: DNA binding. The transcript has 6 exons. The record is from RefSeq and is a predicted model, not a curated record. Bases 646 to 1998 code for a protein of 450 amino acids.
CCCACUCACUCUCUCUCUCCGCAUUUGGUAAAGUGAGAGAAACAACUCUCUUCUCUCUCGCUCUCUCUGCAUACUUUCUUGGUAAACAAUUUUCUCUAAUUUUAUCAACGUGAUUUCCUUCUAUUCCCUUGUUUUCCUGAAGACAUUAAGUCCUCUCUUUCACUUUCCCCUGCGGGUUUCCCCCUUCCUCGAUAAAGCGAAGGUAAAACUGGGAAAGAAAACAGUGUUGGGUGUUUCCUUUGACUUAAAACCUUGUUUUUCGAUCAUGGUUUAGUUUUCCACUACCUCGAUAAAGCAAAGGGAUGCCCAGUUGCAUCAUUGGGUGAACCUUUUGGGGUGACGAGGGAAACCCGCAGCCACUAGUUGAGGGUGUGCCCGGGUAAACCCCACCUUGUGACCCUAGCCGGCAAAGGGACACAAAGAGGUAAACCAGCCUAGGUUGCCCAUAGCUGACUGGCUCAAACAAGAAGGCUGGGAUUCGAACUCGUGACUUUGUGGUUACAAGUUUGUAUCCUUAGCCAGCUUGGCUUGGGUUACCCCCAUCAUUGGGUGAACCUUGAUUCUAAGAUCUGAUGCUCUGUUACUUGUAUAUUCCAUGUGAAAAAAAGAUUUAAGUGAAUCCAUUUCAUAACUUCAUUCUUGGAGAUGGAGUGGAAUUCAAAGUGGGGAUGGGAAAAGCUGGCUAUGCUUGGAUCAAAAGCCUGUGAAAGUCCCAAAAAGCUGCAAUUAACAGACUGGGGAUUUGUGGAAGAGGCUGAACUUGAUACUGGAUCCUUGGAUUUGUCGGGAGGAGGUAGAGGUGGAAGUGGUGGAUAUGGAUCUUCAGCUAAAAGCUCGGUAUCAGCUUCUACCGACUCAUCAACGAAGGAUGGGACAAAAUCAUCAAAUUUCACUUUUGAAGGCUUUCCUGGAGAUUUGGAUAAGAAAAUGGAGCAGCCCGGAGCUGAAGUAUCUGGAAACUCGCCACCACUGGAUACCUCAAUUGGUUCUGUAGAGCCAUUUAUUGGUCUGAAGCUUGGUAAGCGGACUUAUUUUGAAAGCAACUCUGGUGGAAACAGUGUCAAGAGUCCUACGAUGGCCACAAUCCCUAUUUCAUCAGCCACUUCAGUUAAGAAAACAAAACCAUCUAGUCAGUGUACACCUACUCCGUACUGUCAAGUUGAAGGCUGUAACAUUGAUCUUUCCUCUGCCAAAGAUUAUCACCGGAAGCAUAGAGUUUGCGAUAGUCAUUCCAAAUGCCCAAAGGUCAUUGUAGGAGGUAUAGAACGUCGGUUUUGCCAACAAUGUAGCCGGUUCCAUAGCUUGUCGGAAUUUGAUGAAAAUAAACGUAGCUGUCGGCGUAGACUUUCUGAUCACAAUGCAAGGCGCCGCAAGCCACCGGAGGAUCCAACCCAGUUUGAUUCAACAAAUAUGUUAUCACCCUUUCCUGAUGGUAGGCAACAAAUGAAUUUCGUGGUGAACCAUUGCCCCAUUUUUCCCUCUAGAACUGCUGCAGAUUCAACCUGGGAUAGCAAUUGCACCUCCAAGUUCACCAUUACAAGAGGAUUUACUUCAAAGCCUGAAAAGGCUAGAACCAUAAGUAAACUGCCAAACCUGGCAGGGAUCCAGUUACCAAAUGCAUCAUCCAAGGGCACAACACCUGAGGUCUUCAACCAAGGUGCCAAACAAUACUUGGUCCCAUCAAAUACAAGCACGACACCGGAGGUUCCUCGUGCUCUCUCUCUUCUGUCAACUACUUCCUGGGGUUCAUAUCAACCAGAAUCAAUUUCGCUUGAUAACCCUUUGCCCGCUAAUCAGCCCAGCUCGCUCGAUCCAUUUAUGCAUGAUAUCCCUCCGGGCCUCCUCAUACCCUCUUCAGACUACUUGCAGGCCGAACAACAACACUCCACUGAUUUCAGUGGACACACGCUGGCAGUGAAUUCUACCAGCGCCAUUCACCUUUCGCAAGUUCAGCUGUUUAAACUUCCUCAUGAUACCGACUUUUAUUUCAACAUUUGAAAUAUUUUCCCUUCCCCAUUUUCCACCUUUAAAAUGGACUGUGAAGCUACUGAGUGAGACACUUUGAGCUGUUCCCAAACUGGGAUUUAAAAAGAAAAACAAAAUAGGGCAUGAAUUGAACAGAGUUAGUUACUCUUGGCAGUCUGCCAUUGUCACUGGUAUAUAUUGCAGAAUGCCAGCUAGUCUAGUUUGUCCAUCAUAUGAAACUAUACAUUCUCCCCUAGUGCACUGCACUCCUUUUUUAAAAUUAAAUGCUCAAGAUGCUUUCUUUUA